UCUUUACUCUCGCUGGCAAGCUCUCCUGCUGCCUGGGAAAGUGGGUUACAGAGUGAAGGAGCUCAGCCCAGACGCUGGCAGAGAAGCAGCCAGCCACAGAGAGUCCAAGGAAGCACCCCUGCCGUUGACAGUCGCCUCCUCAUCAUUAAGCGUUUUAUAUUUGCACUCUUCCUUCGGAAAAUUUGUUCUUCCACUUUCUCCCCCCACCCACCCUGCUUGGAUUUGAUGAGGGCUUUGUUAAGUCUCAGAGGGGAAAGAGACUGAGCAAGGGAAAGAGCGAGGCAAAGUGGAAGGGAGUGCGCGCUGGACCCGCCCGAGCUGCCUUGGCAGUGGCUGCAAGCCCCACGCGCUAGAGCCCCUCUCCGUGGCCAGCAGCGCGCACACGGGAGUCCACCGCGGACCAACUCACCGAGGCCACCAUGGUCGGGAGAGUUCAGGCCGAUCGGAAACAGUUGCCGCUGGUCCUACUGAGACUGCUCUGCCUUCUUCCCACAGGACUGCCCGUUCGCAGCGUGGAUUUUAACCGAGGCACGGACAACAUCACCGUGAGGCAGGGGGACACAGCCAUCCUCAGAUGUGUGGUAGAAGACAAAAACUCGAAAGUUGCCUGGUUGAACCGUUCUGGCAUCAUCUUCGCUGGACAUGACAAGUGGUCUCUGGAUCCUCGGGUUGAGUUGGAGAAACGCCAUUCUCUGGAAUAUAGCCUCCGAAUCCAGAAGGUGGAUGUCUAUGACGAGGGAUCCUACACAUGCUCGGUUCAGACACAGCAUGAGCCCAAGACCUCCCAAGUUUACUUGAUCGUGCAAGUUCCACCAAAGAUCUCCAAUAUCUCCUCGGAUGUCACUGUGAAUGAGGGCAGCAAUGUAACCCUGGUCUGCAUGGCCAAUGGACGCCCUGAACCUGUUAUCACCUGGAGACACCUUACACCAACCGGAAGAGAAUUUGAAGGAGAAGAAGAAUAUCUGGAGAUCCUCGGCAUCACUAGGGAGCAGUCAGGCAAAUACGAGUGCAAGGCUGCCAAUGAGGUCUCCUCUGCAGACGUCAAACAAGUCAAGGUCACUGUGAACUAUCCGCCCACCAUCACGGAGUCCAAGAGCAAUGAAGCCACCACAGGACGGCAAGCUUCCCUCAAAUGUGAGGCCUCAGCAGUGCCUGCGCCUGACUUUGAGUGGUACCGGGAUGACACCAGGAUAAACAGUGCGAAUGGCCUUGAGAUUAAGAGCACGGAGGGCCAGUCCUCCCUGACGGUGACCAAUGUCACCGAGGAGCACUAUGGCAACUACACCUGCGUGGCUGCCAACAAGCUGGGCGUCACCAAUGCCAGCCUAGUCCUUUUCAAGCGUGUUUUACCCACAGUCCCCCACCCCAUUCAAGAAAUUGGUACCACCGUGCACUUCAAGCAAAAAGGACCCGGGUCGGUGAGAGGAAUCAACGGAUCCAUCAGUCUGGCCGUACCACUGUGGCUGCUGGCAGCAUCCCUGCUCUGCCUUCUCAGCAAAUGUUAAUAGAAUAAAAAUUUAAAAAUAAUUACAAAAACACACAAAAGUGCAUCACACAGAUACACAGAGAGAGAGAGUGCAAAAUGGGGGGGAGACUAUUAUUUCACAAGUUUGUGUGUUUAUAAAUGGAGGGGGAUAUGAAAACGAAGAAAAUACAACACUAAAAGCAACUUUAAGAUCCAUCAAUAAAAUUUGAGUAUAAUUUAGGGUGGGAAAACCUCUACCAGAAUAUGUGUCUAUCUUCUAAGCAAAUGAUUGCUGUGUUAAGGUUCCGCCAUGCUGAAAAUGUCUGACGUUGUACAAAUGAGACUAUUCCAGAAGUACCAGAUGGAUAUUGACUCCCCACACAUUUUAUCCUUCCUUCAUCCAUUUUCAUCUGUGGGGAAAAAAGAAGGUCUUGCCUUUGGUGUUUAUAUUUCCAUAUUUUUUUCUGUUUUUCGUUUGAGCUGAUGUGUAGCCAUUUUGGACUAUGAAAGGAAACCUGUGUAGAGCCUUUCUCAGGCUCCCCUGCCUCUACCAUCUCUCUAACUUUUGACAACAUCCCCUUUCCCUCCAGUGUGUUCUAUCCUCCACCACACCCAUUCCAAAUAUCCCUUUUUUCUCUACCCACCCCCUCUCUGCCCCAGCAACCCAAUCAGGCCGCAAAUGCUAGGAAGCGCCAUUUUCAUUUUCUCCACUGUGCGCGUGUGUGCUCAAGUCUCUUCGCUCUCACGUAGGUGUACAUGUGUGUGAGCGUGUAUGUGUCUCUCUCUAAAGCAUGCCAAGGGAAUGGUUCAUGUGUACAUAGACUCAUUGUGCUGUAGAUACUGCCCUGCAUUGUAAUUGUGAGAUGCGGCUGUAACAAGUUGCUGGGGGGAGGUGGCUGGGUGGGAGGUAAGGAGCAGAAUCCCUCCCCCGCUUCAUGGUUGUCACAUGACAUCAGUGCACAUUCAAACCAAGCUGUGCUCCUUCUGUGGGCAGGACCCCAUACCCCUCCUAGUCCCAUUUUCAAAACCCAGUCGGGAGUCACUCAGAAUAUCACUGUAAAUGAAAGUGCCUACUAUCAAUGGGGUGAGCAGACUGGGAACAGAUCCGUGGCCUGGAUGACGUGACCUAGGAGAAGAUAGUUUCUGAUUUCACUAUUAUUUUACAAGCCUGGGGGAUUCACGCAUUUCCUAGCUUUAUCUAGGCUGAGCCCACUGAAGAGAUGAGUGACAUACCUUGAGCAGGUCUCCAGAAACAAGGGAAAGAGGAAGCCAUGGAGAUCCUACGCAGGCCUGCUUAGUCUCUCAGUAACCUUCAGAUAACAGCACCUGCCCCAUAAUUCCCCGAAGCAGAGAUUGCUGACUCUUUCAGAUGAAAGAUUGAAAGGGAGACUUGGAAAGUAGAUGGAUGCCCAAGUCCCUUCUGCAGAGGCCGCCAAACCUCUAAAGCAAAGUACUGGCCAUCACAAAAUAGGAAUUCCAGACUUUGUUCUCCCUUGCAGCCCAUCAUCCUUGAGUUCUAGACUAAAGCUUUAUUAGGUUCCCGCUCCACUGAUGAUGUGUACAGCACCAUUCAUUGCCGAUGAGGGCUAUUUCGUGCUUGACAGCCAGGCCACUAGGAUGCAGAUUGCUUUCACCUUCUCUACUCUGUUUAGACUUACAUCUGUGAACGUCACUGUGACACUAACAAUGAAACCUGAGCUAAUUGCUUAACCAUCAUGUCUGAGCAACCUGUGAUGAAUUCAGGCAGAAGUUGUGUGGAGCAUCCCAAAGCUCAGCACAUUCCCAAGACUGUUUUCCGAGGGGAAGUCUUCCAGGAAAGGCUGCCUCUGGACGUGGGCAUCUUUGAUAGGAAACCAUCCACUCCGUUCCUUUUGACAAUAGAGACAUCCAAAGUAAUUGACUUUAGGAAAGGAUGGAGGAUUGCUGUCGAGGCCAUAAUGUGUUAUCCCACAGAGACAAAUAGUAGCUCAUCAAGUUUUCUAGCCUUUGAAAUGGCUGUCACGUUGUUACAAGAUGAAGAGAAGGAAAGAAGGAAGAAAGAAAAAAAGAAAGAGAAGGAAGGAGGGAGGGAUGAAGGAAGAAUGAAAGGAAUUUGAGCAGUAUUUUAUAUUUCUUCUAAGGAAUUGCAUCAUUUACUUUAUAAACCUGUCACCUCCUCUCUUCAUGGAUUGGCAGUGUGACAUGCGGCAGAAGGCAGACAGGGCUUAGGAUGGGUAAGGGGAUUUAUGGAUGAUCAAGAGGUAGGAUAUUAAUUCUUAUCUAAGAACUUAGCUAUUACAACACAGAGAAGAUGUGUCAUAUUCCAAUAUGACAUAGUGGCAAUCAAGGAUGGCUCUAGCAGUCUGGUCCCCUUUGUAGAAGAACUGAAGGAUACAUGUUUCCCACGUUUAGGAGGCAUCCACGUCCUCAGGUAAAAUCUUAGAGGUGUGCAUGCAAGUCUAGAUAGAAGGAAGGAAGGAGUUAAUUCAGCAUUGUUUAGGAUUAGUUUCAGAAAUAGAUAGCUGUAAUGUCUCACAGGCUUUAACCAGACACCUGGUCUUCAGUGUCCCCAUCAUCUUAAAAGGACAAACUCCUGGUUUUGUGGCAGAAGCCUCUCCUUUGGAAAGAAUCCCUGAUCAUAUCUAUACCAUUUUUUUUGUUUUAUUAUAAAAGACCAUAGAGGAAACAGCUAAAGAUACUUUUUAAAUAUGAUGUUUACUCAUAUCUCCAGCAGGAUCUGAGAGUUUUAAACAUUUCUCCUUACUGUAGAAAAAACCUGGGUCUCAUAUACCACCAUAUAGGUUUGAGAAUAUUGCUAAGUCAUAUGGAGAACUGAGGAAAAUAUUCUUUGAAGCAAGAUUAGAAUCACUAUAGGGUCAGAGGGCCUACACCAAGAUGCCAUACAUUCAGCAGUAGAGUAAUCACAUUGCUAUAAAUCUCUCCAAUCAUCUCACUUGUCUGCACUCAAAUUGCUGAAGAAACAAUCAAUUGGGAAUGAGUAUCAAGGAGUGGAAUUCAUCCAUUAAUUGGGACCACUCAUGUGUUCCAUAUGCUUUGUAUGAAAAGUGAACUUGCAUUAUCCACAAAACAAAGUCCUUCACCUCAUAUUUCAGUUUAAAAAGCAGAAAUGACCUUGACCCAGGGCACACCACAACAAAGGAAAAUUAUCCUAGAGCUCAACAACCGCAGAAUUAUUUAUUCUCUGCAUAGUUGUUGAUCAAAACCUCUUUGCCUAGUGGAAGGAACAAUGUUCUUGCAAAAUAGACUUGUCCAAAAAGAACGGCCGCUUAUGGGAAGGACUUUCCGCUUGGCUCUUGUCUUCUCUUCCAAGACAGAUAUUUUGUCCCCUUACCAUGGACAUUUUUCCCCUUUAACUCUAUAGGAAACUGGGGUUAUUCAAAGAGACCUUGUAACAAAACUCGUGAUUGUCACGUUCUUGGAGGACAGAAACAAAGGCGUGUUUCUCCUCCAGAGAUGGACUUUACCUCCACUGCUUGCAGAAACUAAAUGUCUCAGCAUGAAACUGCUUUGAGUUUUUAUUUCUCAGCCCACAGUCACAGGGUCCUCUUCGUGUUGACUACGGUGUGACAGAUUCUACUGGCUAGUCUCCCUAAAUUUUUCAUUUUGUUCCUUAUAGGCUUUGGAUUUUUUGUGCAAAAUAAUAAUAUAUAUGUGUAUGUAUUGUUUUAAAUCUUAUCUUUACAAAUGAUAUAUUUACAAUCAUGUAUGUAUUAUAAGAAAAAAUUAGAACAAUGCUUUAAACUUAAAAGGAAGAGAGAAUUUGGUUUAUUAAAAAAAAAAGAGCUAUGCUUCAUUUGAAAGACACAGGUCCCCUUUUGCCAACCUUGUUACUAUUUGUUUAAAAGAAAUUUGCCUAUGAGACCAAAUGCUUUAGGAUUAACUAUGUCAUCAUGUUUUUCUUCCUUCUUAAUAAAUACUCAGCUGGGAUUUAGUCCUGGUUUCCCCUGCAAACUGCCAGUUUUUAUAACGAUAUAAGUGCAAUGAUACAUCUGACGCAAAAAAGAUAUUAAAAUUCUGAAGACAAAUAAACAUACCAUAAAAAAAUGGUGAGAUAGAUCCCAAGUUAAGAAACACAAACCCACUUGAGGAAGCCUCUUUCUGGCUUAAGUAACUUACAAUGUUUCUCCUCCAGAGCUUUAGUAUGCCCAAGUGACGUAAAUCCACCAUUAUGGUUGACAUCAUAUCUGUAAAUAGCUCACUAGAGGCAAAAUGAAGCUCACAUUUGCGUGCAUACCAGUGGGAGGAAGAGUAAACCAUUCUCGUUUGCAUUUAGCUAUGCUGUCCCAACGUUCACCAACUAAACCUCAAGAAAGAAUUUGGUUUUGCCCGCAAUGUAUAUCACUUUCCUCUUGGCAAGUCUGCCGGUGUUAAUAUUAGGUUUAGGUUUAGCUUAGCAUUCAUGUCAGAGAAAUGUUUAUGGAUAUUGGAGAAAACUUAUUUUCAAAUCCUGAUUUCUCGUCAGCGCAUUUGCAUACUGUGCUGAUUAAUAAAUUAGGCACCAAUCAUGUAUAAAUCAAUGUAAAUCACUAGUUUAUAUACAUAAUAUAAACUAUGUAAACUUCAUUUUCCAUGCGGAGGCCAAGUUCAGCUAAACCUAUAAAUCUUAAAGAGAAGGAAGUCAAAUAGCAAGAAGAAAACCCAAAGCUUUUUACAGGUCAAACGUCAAGUAGAAAAACUGAAGUUUCAAACAUGGUUGCCUUCACCAAAGGAAGUAGACACCCAGAACACUGAGAGGCAAAUCCAGCCAAGCACAAAUGAUUCUCCUUAGUUCUUUAGCUUGACCCAACAAACAUUAAGCAAACUGGAAGAAAGAGGAAUAGGGUGUGAAGGGCUCCUGUGUCCCAGGUUAUUGGUUUCUUGUCAACCAAUAUAUAUUUUAUUGUAUCUUUAGCUAAAUAGCUCCACCAGAUUCACCAAUAAUUACAAGAACAAUUUAUCACACAUCCCCCAUUUUUUGUCUGCUUUACACUUAACCCACACUCAUAAAACGUUUUUGACAUCCCAAUUUGAAUAAAUUAUGUGAUGCAAGAAAUACGCUAUAUUCUUGAGAAACAUCUUGCCAAAGCACCCUGCUUUUUUUUAAUAUAUAUAUUUUCUGGUACCCUCAUGUAUCUACAUGCCUAUGGGUUACAAAGAAGGCACAGGGUCGUUUGAAUAGGGAGAGUCACUCAUAGGUUUUACCUCAGGCUUCUGAAGUGCCUGCAGAUUUAACACAGUGUCCUGUAGACCAUUUCUCUAAUCAGAACUGAGAGAAUCUUCAAAGCGAGUAUAGGGAUGUCCAACAAGACAAUUCUAAAAGGAAAUUUGGGUCACCUUGGUGAGAGUCUUACUUUAGUCCACCUAAGGCCUCUGUAAAGUGAAAGAGGAAUCAGGUUUGGAGUCAGGAAAAAUUGGGUUGUUCUCUGGGUCUUGCCACACAAAAAGUCGUGUGAUGUUGAUGUUGACAAGUUAUCUUACAUUCUUGAGUUUUUAGCUUUCUCACUCCAAAGGUAAAGAACUUAGAUGGCAGUUCCUAGCCUCCCCCACCUCUAAACUCUGAUUCUAACUAUGAAUUGAAAUUUCAUUGAGUGCUGCCACCCAGAGAGGACCCAAGAAGAACCAUUUGUUGGUCUCGGGUUUUCUCUCAAAACUGUCCUCCACAACAUAGCACCUUCUAGAACACAGUCUCUGGACUGAUUGCAUAGUUCUCUUCUGAGCAAACUUUCUUAGAGAUGCAGAGGAAGGACAUUUUCAUUUCCAAGUGAAGGCACCGAAAUAGCUGAGGUGGCUUCCUUGUUCAUGAUCUUGGGAAAUGAGAUUGUUGAACUUCAGCCUAAUAACCUUUCACAGGAAGGAAAAUGGCCAGAUUGGGCAUUAUGUACGUAACACAUGAGGAAGUUGUACUUGUGAGAGGAAACAUCGGCCUUCUCUCAUCCUGGGCCAAACAUUUCUCUCAUCCUUAUAGUAAAUGUGUGUCUCGGGAAACUCUCAGCUGGUCCCAAGCAAUUUCAAAAGGCUGUUUUGUGAGAAACAGGCAAGGAAGGGGUUGACUCAUAGGCUGUGACAUCAAGCAAGUGGUCUUAGAGGCCUCAUUUUUUUAACAGUUCUGAUUGAUAGCAGAUAAGUGGAAAAUAGGACAAAAGCCCAUUGGGAGGCACGGCAGAAGGGAGUUUGAGCUGGAAAAGCGAAGACCAAAUGGGAUAACUAAGUUUCCAGAAAGGGAGGAUGAAUAAGAAGAGUUGCUUGGAGCAGUAAACAAGGGAUUUGUUCCGUUGGACCAAGUCCUGGGCAGAUUCGGUGUAGGUCCACUUGUUCGUCCCACUCUGUCUUCAACAUUCAGCCUAGCAACUGUCCAGUCACCUUUUCACGAACCUCCCCUAAGAACACAAGGAAGAGAGGUCUCCUGGACACUGAAGAGCAGAGUUUACUCAUCACUUCCAGCAUUAGUCUCACUUUAGACGAGGAUGUUCAGUGGGCUUCCUCGUCUCAGGACGCUCCGUAAGCGGGAGAGAGACCCGCCCACCCAACACCUCCCCGAUUCCAUGCUGUUCCCAAGGCACAGCUUUUCGGAUGGUGCUUGCAAGUCCACCCUGCUUCCCAAUACAAACCCUUUCUGGGUAAAUCUAGGCACAGGAAAAAAAAAUCUGCUUCUUGCAAACGAAGAAAACCCACGGAGCUAGCCUCCUGGCGUGCAGCGGCUGCCCUCGCCCUUCGUCAGGAGCCUCUUUGAACCCACUCACCUCAGUCUUUGCUCUUCACCAGAGAAUGAACAUGGUUCAUCCUGGUGAACUUUGGCCAAGUUCUGCUCCCUAAUAUUUGCUGGGAGGGGGGAGGCUAACGGGAUGAAAUAAGAAGGGGAGGGAUGGAGGCCUUCACCUUCUCCCCAGCCUUACUUCAGCCCCUCCCUUUCCAUUGCUCUCUUAAAGGUUGUAUAAAUCCUGUUCUUGGUUAGAAGUCUCCUCAUUAACAGUGUUAUAUACAUAUAAAUAUAUAUAUAAAAUAUAUUCCUUUUUCCAGCCCUGUAGACAUGAACUGAUCGUCCCUUGAUGAUACCAACACAUGGCCAUUUAUUUUGGUUCAGUUAUUUUGUUGCUCAGGUUAUUUUAUUUUUGUUUAUUUGGUGGAUAUUUUUUUCCCUGACUACUAGCUCUGUGAAGGAAAGUAAAAAGCGCAAUGUGUGUAAAAAAAAAAUAAAAUUAAAAACAAGCCUUUUUUUUCUUUUCAAAUGUAUUUAAAUUCUGGUUCUUUCUUCUGUUACUUCACACGUAAGAAUGCUCUGCUCUUCUGUGAUCUUAAAACAAAAUGAAAUAAACGUGAAAAGGAGA
Myodes glareolus (Bank vole) is the source of this 8769-nucleotide messenger RNA. It is a transcript of the gene Lsamp, whose product is annotated as limbic system associated membrane protein. The record is from RefSeq and is a predicted model, not a curated record. NCBI's taxonomy places the organism in Eukaryota, Metazoa, Chordata, Mammalia, Rodentia, Cricetidae.